Molecule: messenger RNA, 924 nt
Organism: Balearica regulorum gibbericeps (East African grey crowned-crane)
Lineage: Eukaryota; Metazoa; Chordata; Aves; Gruiformes; Gruidae
Source: RefSeq, a predicted model, not a curated record
AGUUACAGUGCUUGAAGGGCCUAUUUAUGCAGUGGGAGGACAUGAUGGUUGGAGUUAUUUGAAUACAGUUGAGCGGUGGGACCCUCAAAGUCAGCAGUGGACAUUUGUGGCAAGUAUGUCAAUUGCCAGAAGCACUGUUGGAGUAGCAGCAUUAAAUGGCAAGUUAUAUUCAGUUGGAGGUCGGGAUGGAAGUUCAUGUUUGAGUUCAAUGGAAUAUUAUGAUCCUCACACAAAUAAAUGGAAUAUGUGUGCUCCUAUGUGUAAGAGAAGAGGAGGUGUAGGAGUGGCUACAUGUGAUGGCUUUCUUUAUGCAGUUGGAGGCCAUGAUGCUCCUGCUUCUAACCAUUGUUCCCGACUGCUGGACUAUGUAGAAAGAUAUGAUCCAAAAACUGAUACAUGGACAAUGGUGGCUCCACUGAGUAUGCCUCGAGAUGCUGUUGGUGUCUGUCUUCUUGGUGACAAAUUAUAUGCAGUAGGUGGCUACGAUGGUCAAACAUACCUGAACACUAUGGAAGCGUAUGACCCUCAAACUAAUGAAUGGACACAGAUGGCUUCCCUAAAUAUUGGAAGAGCUGGUGCCUGUGUUGUAGUCAUCAAACAACCAUGACUUUGUCAGCACUGCUUAGGAUUUUACUGACUGUGAAAUGAUUAUUUUUCUAUCAGAUAAUGAGAAUGAUAAGUUCAUGAGAAGAAGGAUUUACACAGUGAAUACUUUGUUGAUCACAAACUUGAAGAAGUUUGGAAAUGAGAAACAUUAAGUAUUUAUGCCCUAUAAAAUCAUAAAAACUGUUCACAGUCAAUGAACAAGAAAAAAAAUCAGUCUGUUAUAGGCAUAAAUAUGUGAACGUGGAGUAGUAAGUUCAGAUACUGUUCUCAUGAAUGUGUCUUGGAGAACUGGAUAAUCAAGGGACAGUUCUAUACAAG